AAAGCGUGAAAAAGAUCAAGGGCGAGCUCGAAAAGGACAACAGGCACGCAGAACGCGAUCAGCAUCUUUCUCCAGGAUUUGCUAAUUGUGCAUAGAGAUGUGGCCGAUCUGUGGAGCGAUGCUCUGCGAGCAUACAAGGGCAUUGUUGGCACAGAUCUACAGCCCAAGUUCGCAAAUGUCAAUGAGAUCAUUGCGUUCGGCACAAAAGAGAUGAACUCGUUCCACAAAUUCAGGCACAACCAGAAGAAGGUCGACAAACUCCGAAGCCUCUUCAUGGCGAAUAUCGGCUACAUCGAGACCGGAGCUCAACAACUGGUUGCCGCGGCCACUCCUGCUUUCCCGCCGGCAGCCGCGAUAGGCACAGCGUUGACUUAUAUGCUCAGUGCUUGCAAGCAAGUGUCUGCAGAUUAUGAUGCCGUCAAUGCAUUCUUCGAGGACAUGAAUGCAUUCUUGCAGAGGAUCACAAUUCUGGAAUCGCGACUGCCGGCGUAUCCUGCAUACCGCAACUGCCUGAUGGAUGUUUUCACAAGCAUUCUGAAGAUGUGCGGUUUCGCGACAAAAUACAUCGAGCUUGGAAGGUUAAAGAAGUGGGUAAUUAACAUGAUCAAAGGAGAAGACAGUGACCUGGGAGGCGCGCGAAAGGCAAUGGACACAAGUCUCAAUCGCUUACAGGCCGCGACAGAAUACGCUAUUCUCGGCAAUACGGAAGAGAAUAAUCGCAUGACAGUCGAGCUGCAGCAGAACCAGGAUUUGCAGACCGAGAUGAUCGAGAAUCAAACGAAAAUGCUCCAGAGCGUGCUUGAACACCAGGAAGAUGUCAAAAACGAUUUGAAGAAUAUUCAGAAGCUUCUCACCAUGUUCGAUCAGCGAAAUCGCGAUGUCGGGCUGCCGAGAGCAUCUAAAGCGGCGACCAAACCAGCAACCUCAAACCGAGUCCGUACCUUCUUCGAAGAUACAGUCGAUCCGGCAGUCCUGUACCAAGGUAUUAAGGAACGACUUCUGCCAGAUACCUGUCAGUGGCUAUUCGAGGAGAAGGCAUGGACCUCGUUCAUCGCACCAUCAACCACUCCCCGGGAGGGAAUGUCGAUUCUUGCGAUUGAGGCUCCGGCAGGUCAUGGCAAGAGCCACAUAGCAGUUUCGGUCUUCGAUCAUCUGACCAAGCAUGCUUCUGCGGACACAUGUGUGGCAAGCUUCUUCUUCCGCGAGCAGAAUUCUGUCGAUUUGACCACGUUCUGCAAUGCUGUUAAUUGGAUAGCGAUUCAGGUUGCGGAGCAGAACCCCGUUCUAUGCGAAAUGCUCAAUGCUGAGAUCCGGCGUGAGGACCUUGAUAUUGACAUUGAAAAAUGGCAGGAUGUCUGGAAACACCUGGUGGCUCCUCUCUUCCCGGCUGGCUCGUCUGCGAAGCUAUACAUCAUAUGGGAUGGCCUGGAUGAGCUUAUAUUUCGCGAAAAGAAAGAGCUUCUGGAAUUCUUCGAAGCAGCGAAAACUAUGGCCAACAGCAACAUUUCACUAAUAUGCACCACUCGUCCUGAUAAAGAAAUAGACGAACGUCUGCAGGCUGCGAGUGCAGAUUAUCUGCACGUCUCUUCACAGAAACAAGUGGCGGACUUACAACUACUCAUCUGGCAACACCUGAACGACGACGACCGCCUUAAACGUUUCUCCAAGUUUGCGAAGCAGAGCAUCGUCAGUGCUCUUGUGGAGAGGACAGACGGUAAACCCCCAUACGACUUCUUGUUCUGUGAACACAUCCUCAGACACUUCAACGCUGUAGGACGAGAGCCAUUAGUGCUUAAGCGGCUUAACUCGCUGCCUGAAAAUUGGCCUGCGCUCUAUAAACAGAUCCUCGAUGACAUGUUUCAUCACACUUCUGCGACCGCUCUGCCGGCUCUCAGGCUCUUGUUCAAAUGGCUCGCUUUCUCGGAUCGAGCACUGACACUCCAAGAAUGUCUUGGGCUGUUAAAGAUGCAUGGACUAGAUGCAUUCGAUCUGGAGAGAGAGCUUCAAGGCAAUUCUCUGUCGCGUUUCCUACGGCUUGCCCCAGCUGAAGAGCGCAAUGCCGCCGGCAUUUAUGUGGAGGAGCCGACACUGGAAGUGCUCAAUUCAGGUCAGACAGCCGAUGAGUCCAGUGUCAGUGACGGUGAUCACCCUCUGCGCUUUCACGAUCGGUCCACCCGCAGCUUUUUCGAAACAGCCCCACGAGAUGAACUUGGUUUACGCACCUAUGCGGAACAGGCGCACCGGGAGAUAUUCGUGCUGUGUUCACAGAUACUUUGUGGCAUGCAUCCGAAUGUCGACAAGGGACUGAAGAAAUACGCAGCAUCUGAGUGGACUUAUCAUCUUAGUUGGGCGAUGACCCAGGGUCAUUUCCCCGAAGCAGAAUUGCUUACAGUACUAGAGUCGAUGGUCGCAAUCAUGACCAAUCAUAACAAUGUUGCGGCUGUCUUUGAAGAGUUGGAUGUCGACUAUGACGAGCAACUUUGGGCAUUCCCGGACGACUAUUUGACGGGCACCUUGAAAUACUACAGCGACCUUGGAAUGAAACACGAAUCAAAGUUAUCUGCGGGUGCCCUGACCUUCUACCAGAAUGUGUUCGCAGAUACAAGCACAGCCUUCGUUCCACUGGCCAAGGCACACAUCUCCAAUUGGCUUCGCGCAAAGACAGACUCGACCCUCAAGCGGUCGUACACAUACGCGAGGCAGUGUAUUGCGCAGACCAAACUCAAAAAUCUAUUAGUCGAGAAGGACGCCGAUAGUGAAGCCACAGACGACGACGGCGAUGAGGAAGAUCGAGAAUAUGAUGAGACCGAGAUCAUCAACAUUUUCAACACAUUCAAAGAAACACCGAAGGAUGGCUAUGCUUACUUGGCACUUGCUACAUUCUUGGUGAACAACCGGUGCUUUGCUGAAAGUGAAGCUCGAGGCUAUGCUCUCCAAGCGAUCGAGCUUCUUCAAACUGAUCCGAGACGCUUCGAGGCCCAACUGGUUCUGGCGAAUGCUGACAUUAUACUAGACGAGCUCGAUGAAGCUCUGAACGCUGUUGACAUCGUCAUCAAGGAGCCUGAUAUCCCUCGAAGCCUACUGCGUCGUGCUUACACUACGCUGGCAAAUAUUCAAAAGGAGCAGGGCAAACUCGAAGAUGUUGCGAAAUCGUACGAAUUGGCGAGACAGGCUGAUCCGCAAGAGCCCAUGUCUGGAGAGGACCUAUAUGAUGAAUUCUACCUCUACUUGGAACAGCAGGCCGACGCGACUUUGAUCGACCGAGUUGGAAGCUGGAAGACUACAGAGAAGUUGACAAUCAUGACCUGGAGAUACGACGGCAGCGGUCAUACCGAGUUCUUCAUGGCUGCUGGAAGAAGCGGUAAGAUGGAUGCAGCAAUCAAGAUAUACGAAGAAGUAAUUGACCUCCUCAAUACCGUUGAAGCUGCAGCCCCCAUUCGCUGGGAGCUUGCGCGAGGUAAAUGGUUCAUCAAUGGCGACGCCGAGAGUGCCAAAGCCCUCUUGAACGAGAACCUGGACACGAUAUCAGAUGGAUACCAACUGAAAUUCACCGAGGAAGACCCUUCCACCACUCUCGGCGAAGCAAUCUUGCUUAUGGCCGAUAUCAUCUGGGAGCAAUACCGCAUAAGCUCCGAUCGUACAGUGAAAGCACAACUUUUCAACGAAAUCAAAAGCCUCACAAGCAGACCUUUGGCGACAUCGGUCGCAGUGUCAAAAUCUGACCUGAACCAUCACACUGUUAUUGUGUCCAAGAUGGCUCGGAAAAUGGCUACAGCGAAGGAAUUCCAGACAACAUUACAAAAUGCCUUUGAUGCUUGUUACGAGGCACUAGUGGAUGACAUUGGCUGGAAUGACUGGCUCAAUUUGAUCAAUAUGGCGAAGAUAGUCUCGCAACUCGACGGUCUGGAACGAGAGGCUGAAAUUUUGGUCUCUGCUCAGUUUUCGGAACUGGAUCCUCCUGCCGAACCGAAGGAUAAGGAUGAGAAAAAGCCCGCCUCUGAUGAAGCAGGGAAUGACGAUGCCAAUGAAGAUGCAGAGAGCGGCGCUGAUGAGGACAAUAGUACAGCAGGAUCUGCCGCUGACGACGAUGACGACGACACCAACGCCGAAGACACUGCCAGCAAUGGCGGAAGUGAUGCAAGCUCAAUCCCACCUGAUGACGCGGGAGAUUUGAAGAGUGGCUGGGUCGAAUGUGACGGCGACUGCAACCCGCACGCGACAUGGAAGUACUGGAAAGAAUCUCCCAUGUACGUCUGUAUGGUGUGCAGAGUUACCACCUUGUGCGGAGACUGUUUCGAGAAACGGCAAAAGUACAACGAGGACCCGUCAACGUGUCCUGUCAAAGGAAGUUAUUUCUGCGGGCGUGAUCACGCGUAUGUUGAAGGGCCUGUUGAUGGUUGGCAUGGGAUUACGAAUGGUGUUAUGAAUAUCGAUGGGGAAGAACCUAUUGAGUUCAGGGUGUGGUUGGAGGAGCUAAGGAACGAUAAGUGGGUGAAGGCGUGGGAGAGAUUCUGGUUGGAGGAGUAGGACGUUGAACCACGGGUCAGCUACUACAUGUACAGGCCGAAGUAGCUUUAUUCGCAAGCUCCAAGUAUGGUUGGUGUCCCACAGCUCAUGGUUGAUGUACACGUGCAAAUAUGCCAGCUGAUAGACACAAAUGCUUACCAAGGAGUGGUUAUCGCCUAUCACUCGUUCGCAGCGAAAAGGUUGAAGAUCAUCGAUCUGGACAGGCUAGCAGUCCGUCUCCGCAUGUACUGGGCCAGCAUUCGCGCUUC
Messenger RNA from Cercospora beticola, 4775 nucleotides. NCBI's taxonomy places the organism in Eukaryota, Fungi, Ascomycota, Dothideomycetes, Mycosphaerellales, Mycosphaerellaceae. The record is from RefSeq and is a predicted model, not a curated record.